Hibiscus syriacus is the source of this 471-nucleotide messenger RNA. Its product is annotated as stigma-specific STIG1-like protein 1. The coding region runs from base 47 to 469 and encodes 140 amino acids. Lineage: Eukaryota; Viridiplantae; Streptophyta; Magnoliopsida; Malvales; Malvaceae. The transcript has a single exon. The record is from RefSeq and is a predicted model, not a curated record.
UGUAGUACCACCUUCUUCAUAAGCUUAAUUUCUUAUUCGGAGAGACAUGAACUUCCUCAAGCUUCUCCUUAUGUUGGCUAUGGUUAUGGCCUUGGCGGCCAUUACCCUCUCCGCCAGCACAAGUGAAACUUCUCAUCUUUCCCCGGCGGAUCGCCAAAUGCCAACACCGUUUCGAGGAGCGGGUCGAUUUCUCACCCAAAAACCUCGUCCCGCCUUCACAUGCGACCGACACCCUGAAAUUUGCAACACGAGGGGCAGCCAAGGACCGUUUUGCUGCAACAAAAAAUGCGUGGACAUCAUGGGGGACAAAUUCAACUGUGGGAGGUGUGGGAAGAAGUGUAACUACUCCAAGAUUUGCUGUCAAGGGAAGUGUGUGAGCCCAUUGUCCAACCAGAAGCACUGUGGAGGAUGCAACAACAACUGCGGUAAAGGAAACUCGUGUGUAUAUGGGAUGUGCAGUUAUGCAUAAUA